Molecule: messenger RNA, 5942 nt
Organism: Cinara cedri
Lineage: Eukaryota; Metazoa; Arthropoda; Insecta; Hemiptera; Aphididae
Source: the annotation of a GenBank genome assembly
AUUUAAGAUCAUGAGAUUUACUAUCUUAAGUCGUGCUUCUGAGUCACUCGUCUACAAAAAAUAGUAAUUAUUUUCUACCAAUGAGUUAUAAUUUUUAUUAUCUAAGAAUUAUGUUUGAUGCAGGAUUUUUUUUUAAAUUCACGUCACAACUUUGAAAUAUUUAUUAAUUUCUAAUAUUUCCGUUUAAACAAUUGUUUUUAACAUAUCAUUGUAUUAUAGGUACCUAUAUAAAACUUAAAAUCAUAUAAUUAAAUAAUUUAAUCAUCAAUUAAAGUUUAUCACAUAAAUUAACAAAGUUCGCUAUGGAUCAGAAAGUAUUUGAUGAAGCUGUAAACGAAACUAUGGAAUUAUUGGAUGUGAAUUAUUCAGAAGCGUUAAAAGACACUAUUGCUCAGUUCCAACAGAUGGUAAGUUUCAGUUAAGGCAUACCUACUACCGGUUAAAAAUAGAAUACUAUGAAAUUUGUUUUAGGGAAUGGAUUUGUCCAAAAUACAAAUCAAACUUGAGUCAGCUACAGAUCCACUACCAUCAGCCUUAUACCAAUUAAAAACAUUGUUUGACAUUCCAUCAUGGGAUGAAACGCAAAAAAAACAAAUUAUGAAUAACCUAUUAAUUGUUGAAAACGAAUGUAAAACAAAAGAGGGUCAGAAGCUUGCUAAAUUAAGUGGUGCAUAUAAUAUUAUAUGCGGAUUUUUAGAGAGACUCACUGAACUCAAUGUUGAUCAAAAGGCACAAUUUAUUAAGUCAUUUGAUUCUCUCCUUGGAGGUAUAGUUACUGAAAACCAAUACAGUUUGUUAAUUACAAGUAAUGUACCUAUAUUGUUUAUACUGAAGCUAAAGGAAUAGUAAACUUAAAUUUGUCCUAUUCAAUUACUUAAAUUAAAAUACAUUGACCUGCCACUAUGAACCUUAUUGUGUUUAAUAAUUUUAUACUAGAGACUAUUGGAAAUCAAACUUGGAUGGAUGUUAUUUUUAAUGACUUAUGUACAAAUAUAAAUAAAAUAAACUACUUAGGUGUUAUAUAUUUCAUUUUUAUUAUAAAUUUAAAUUUAUAGAACUUACCUACUACUUUUAUUGCCUGAAUUAUAUUAUACUGAAUUAAUAUAUAUAUAAAAUUCAUACUCAAAAUAUAUUACUUAGAUAGAUUUAAAUGUUUUUAUAUACCUACACAUUAUUACACAAGAUUACAGCAAUAAUGAUAAUCUGUUUAAACCAAUUCCAUAAAACAUUAUAUUAUAAUAACUUAUUGUAUUUUUGUAUACACACUCUAUUGCCCUUAUUGGGUACAAAUAAUAAUAAUAAUAAUUUGUUAAAUAUGAAAAUGAUAGUAUAUGUAUAGCAUUUAUUAAAUAGUUAUUGGUUGAUUACUUUUAAAUUUAGGUAUAUCAUUUUUAAUUUAAUUAUUCAAGUAUUUUAUAAUUUAUUUAUUUCUUUUUAAGUAUAAAAACAUGUUACAGGUGGACAAGUUGUAUAUGGUAAAGCCUUAGACAUAAUGGUUGAAUUAUUAAAAAAUACCCAAGAAGAAAAUGUCUUACUAGCUCUGUUGUCGUGGUUCAGAACUAUUAGUGAACUUGAAGAUGAACGAGAGGUAUAAACAAAAACUUAAUGAACUAUUUUGUAAAAUGAUAACUUUUUAGUAAGGACGAAUUGUCAUAAAUUUGAAUACACUCAAAAUAUAUAAGAGUUGGUAUUACUUAAGAAAUAAUAAUAAUAAUAUACUCAUAUUUAAUAAAUACAUUAAAUAUUCAAAAGGAUUUUCUCAAUACAUUAAUUAUGAAUGUAUCUCAUUAAAAUUUAAUACAUUUAUAAAUAAAAAAAAUGUCUGAUUUAAAUGUAUUGUUUUAGGAAUUACGCAUUAUUGGUAUAGGUGAGAUUAUGAAACAAAUCUUAGAGUCUAAUUCUUCAAAAGAGGCUGUAAUUAUUGGAACUUGUCAAUUAAUUAGAGCGCAACUUCGAGAGGACAAUUGUAGUGGUGAUUUUUCUAAUGCUGGUGAACGGUCAAGACUUUUGGGUUGUGAACUAUUAGAACCAUUACUUAAAUUGUUAAAUGGUAAGUGAUUAAUAUUUAUUCUCCUAGCAAUAAUAAAAUAUCUGGUUUAGAAAAUCCCACUUUAUUAUAAACACUGUUCAAUAUUUAAGUAAAAUAAAUGUAUAAAAUAUUAAUAUGGUUGUUCGUGUCUGGAAAAUAGUGUUAAAAAUUAGGGGACUUGACCAAGGUUUAAACCUGAGUUCUGCUUGCUCUACCACUGAGUUACCUGGUACCUCAUUUCUAUCACUAUUUCCACUAUACUUAAGGAUCUGACAUCACAGGGUGGUUGGUGUAGUAACUGUGUUUACAGUUAAGGGGAUGAUGCAGUAUUUGGAAGCCAUGUUCAUAUAACAAUGGUAUCAAGUAGAUCAUUUUGCCCAAUUGUGAUAAAAAUAUUUGUUAUUUAUUACAGACAAUCAAAUAAUAGAAUUAGAAGAGGUGACUAGUGAAAUAUUCUUUACCUUGGCAACUAUUAUUGUUCGUUUUGAAUUUUGUCGUAAAUUUGAUGAAAGUGGAGGUUUGUUGAGAGUUAAAUUAGCCAUGGAACGUCAUUGUACUGUGGUAUAUUAAUUUCUUAUAUCAUACAAUUUUUAUUUUUAUAAAUAAUUUAUUAUGUGAAAUGCGAUUUAUUAUUAUAAUUUAUAAUAGAGAUUGAAUUGCCUGGCAUUUAAACUCCUUAAAUCAUUAGCCGGAGAUGAUAUUGUAAAAGAUGAUAUCAGAAAAGUUGGAUUUUGUCCGUUCAUAUUAAUGGCCUUACAAAGAAAUAUAGUAAGUUGAUAUUUAUUUUAAACUUUUAAAUCACUUCAACUACAUAACUUGUUUUGAUUUUAUAAAGAACAAUAAACAAUUAUGUAUUGAUGCAAUGAAAUUAUUGACAGCAUUGACACUGCGUUCUCCAAAAAAUAGUGCCGAAUUGACACAAUUAGGUAUUGCAGAACUUAUUGUUCAAGCAAUGAAAGUGCAUUCAAACGAUGCUAAACAUCAGGUAUUUAAUAAAAAUAGUGAAUUUGAAUAUUUUUUAAUAACACUGUACAGAUAUACGAGGGCUAAUCAAAAAGUAUCAAGACUGGUAUUAUCAUUCGGAAAAGGAGCAUCGAAGAGCAGUAAGGAUUGGUAUCACUUGCUUCUAUGACUUUUUCUGAGUACAUUUGUUAUUAUUGCUUCUCUAUAAAAUUCUUCGAUUUGAUUUCAUUGAUAUUUUUGUAAAAUAUAUUUUUCGAGUUUCCCGAUUUUGUAAUAAACCCAAAAGAAGAGUAACUUGACAGAUUUGGAGAUUUUAGAAAAUUUGUCUGCAUUUUUUUCCAGUUUCAGAGGGAUGCAACAUUUCGUGGUUUUGCCAUUAAAUGUCAAUUGAAAAACUGAAAAUGUGCCCUCGAGUGGCAGCGAGUUCCGCUUCAUUUGGAUUCAUUACGAAAUCGCCAAACGUGAAAAACAAAUUUUAGAAAAAUAUCGUCAAAUCAAAACGAAGAAGUUUAUAGAGAUUUUAUACGAAUAGAUGUGCUCAGUAUAAGCCAUAGAAGCUAGGUUUACAAAUCGUUUUGCUCUUCAACGCUCGGUUUCUGAGUAAUAUUAUCAGUCUCGAUACUUUUUGAUUAGCCCUCGUAUACUAUACCUUCCUACUAAGAAGUUUAUUCAUAUUUAUUAAAUUCUCCAAUAUUGGUAGUUAUUUUUUUACCACUACAUCAAUUAAAAAAAGAAAAAAUAUCAUUUGUUUUUUUUUAUAUAUAACUUAUUUAUUUUGUAGAAACAUGCUUGUACUGCUGUGCGGAAUAUAGUAUCAAGAAAUCGAGAUUUAGCUUCGGAAUUUCUAGCACUCAAUGUAGAAAUAAUAAUUGAAAAAAUAAUUAGUCAAUAUAAAAAUUGUGAAUUUGAAGCUAAAAGUGCAUUACGUGACCUUGGUUUAGAUGUUCAUUUCAAAGAACAGUGGACUGGUACCGGACAGAAUUUAACUUCAUAAAUAUUUCAAACUCAAUGAUCUUCAAUUUUUCAGAAUAAUUCCGAUAAUUAAUUUAAUAUGUUUUUAAUUUUUUUUUUAUAUAGCAAUCAAAAUAUUAUAACCUCGCACUAAUAUUUAUUAUUAUUGUUUAUUAAAUAACUGUUAUACUAAAUAUUUACUUCUUAUUUAUACAUUAACAUAAUUAGUUUAAUCACUAAAAAUAAACUUGUCUACUAUUUAUAAGUACUGAUUCUUAAUUAGAGUAUUAUUUCACACAAAAAUAUGUAUGAAAUAGAUUCAUCCAAAAAACUACAAUAAAUUAUACAUCACAAAGAAGUUCACAUUGAAUAUAUAGUGUCUAUUGUAUAAGGCUUGUUAAUUUAAAACAGCUUUUAAGAAUAGUUUUAUUGGAUAUUUAAAUAUUCACAAGUAUAAUGUAAAAUUGCCAAUAAAUUAAAAUUUGCAAUCAUAAUAUUUUAGAUGAAAUAUGAGUACUGAGUAGCUACACUUGAUGCAUGAUUUCUGAUAGACAUUUUGUACAUGGUAUAAAAACAUAGAAAAGUAAAAAUUGUUGUAAAACCAAUACAUUCUUCGCUCCAAAUCUUAAAAUAUAAAUUUCUGGUUUACUUUAGUUGCACACACACAAAAAUAAUACCAACAAAUAAUUUUAUGGUUAUCUCAGGUAACCUAUAUAAAUUUUAUUAAUCUGAUUAUUACAGACAACAUUGUAAUAGUGUUCUGAUAUUAUUUUAUACAUUUUAAAAUUUAACAGACAAUAAAAAUGUAUGUUUCUUUAUAUUAACAAAAAUUAUCAAAAAUGCUAUAUUAAAUAUGUUCAAAAGAAUACUUGGCAAAAUAAUAAUUUUUGUAUAAUUUAAAUAUAAUAAUAAAAUUAAAAAUACUAACUAAAAUAAAACAUUGUUCAAUUAUGUAUAAAUACAAAAAUGUUAAAUCUAAACUUCAACAUAUAAUUAAAAAAAAUAUAUAUAUUAAUAAAUAAAUAAAUUUUAAAUGGUAAAUUUUUCAAUAAUAAUUAUUAAACACUAAUUUUAUAAUUAACAUUUAUAGAUACACCAGUCUUGUUAUAAUACUAUGUACUUCAAUGUUUCCAACACCACAAUAUGUUUUGUUUUUUAUUGCACACUAAGAUUUAAAAAUUUGGGUGUUUUACUAAUCUUUUUUGUACCAGAUGACUCCCAAAUUGUCACUGUUCCGUCUUCUGUAGAUAUAUAUAAAUGUUGAGAAUCACUCGAAUAAAUAAUACUGCAAGAAACAACAACUAAACAAUUAAAUAUCCAUCUGUAGUAACUAGGUUUAUUUAUCAACUUACGCUAUAACUGCUCCAUCAAAAUGAAUUAUUGGUAUUUCACUAACAAAUGAUAAGUCCCAUGUACUCCAUAAUCUAUUAAACAGUAAAUCCGCAAUUUAUGUAUAAGGCACAUCAAUAAAAUCAAAAUAGUUAAAUUAUAAUUACUUCACACUUCCAUCUUCUAAUCCUGUUGCAAUAGAAUUUACAGAAAUUCCUUCUGGAGCAUUGGAAAAGCAAACGGCUGUGAUUUUUUUAUCACUUUCUAUGCUGCCAAUAUAUGAAGCGUUUAUAGUUUGAAGUGUCAUGAUUGAUUUACCAUUGUCACUAUUAUACGCAAUUGUCACAAUAUCACCAAGAGUUUCAUUGAUUGACACUAAAUUUAUCUAUAUUAGAAACAAUAAAAAGUAGUAUUAACUAAAAAUAUUGAAUACAGUUAAAUUUCAUUUAGCAAUUACCGGCAAUGACAUAGACUUUAAUGAUCUCACAUAUGUAGUAUCAUUUAAAUCCCAAAUAAUUGAGAAUCCUUGGUCAUCACAACUGACAGCAAUAUGGAAUGCUGAACUUAAUGCUAUGCUAGAUAUUUUAGCUCGAUGACCAACAAGAACGGUUGGUUCUUGGAAUAUCUCUACAGUACCAACUAUGACAUCAAAAUAAAAUCUGAAAAAAAA